AUCCAUAAGCCAUGGGCGAUAUAUCGUCGAAUGCCAUUCUAUGCUCUUCAAUGUUGGCUUGCUUAGCCGGAAGGCAAAGCUGUUUUCAACCGACGACCACCAUAUUAGUCCACCAUGGGGAAUUCCGUUACUUGCAUGAGGGGAAAAAUUUUUUCAGUUGCUGACGUAAAUGCGUAAUAUCAACAUUGUGCUUUCGUGUGCUAUUCAAUAGUUUGAUGACAGAACGUGGAGGAACAACAUCCGGCUCUUAAAAACUCUUCAUUAUUUUCCGGUCCCGGCGGAUACUGACGAGGAUACAGCCACCACUAUUGAACCAGUCUAACAAAAGUAUAGAGUAUCCUCAUGGAACUGGGAACAGUAAACGUCGGACUAGAGAUUGAUGAAGAACUAAGUCUCCCACUCGAUUCACACGAAUCAAGUUACGGCACGCUACACAUUCCACAUUUGACUAUUCACCGUGAUGACGACCAUGCCAGUCUUUCGCGAAAGAAAGAAAAACCAAAGGUUGUCAUACCCGAAGAAACUGAUGAAGAGGUUGAAUCAAUCAUGCACUUUCAUCGGAAACGCAUUGGAAAAGUUUUGGGUCUACUUGAACGAUUUUGCCACGAGAAGACAGCAAUUGGUUCGCGGGUUAAUCUACGUCAUAUUGGCCAUCCUCUACAAUGCUUACUUUGUGGCCAGCAUCUAUUAUUCGAUUAAAAAUGGCAUUCCCAUGGAUUGGUGCGGAGGUGUUGGUUUGCUAAUCAUUCUCACCGUCCUAGGCUACGUGGGCCUUUUUUAUUUUCAAAUUGUCAAGAAAUUCUGGGGCGAAUCGAUCGAUCGAAAUGUUUUGCAACCCAUCGAUAGGACUUUCGAUCGCGUAUGGGAAUACCGGGUGGUCCAGUAUGGCGUUUACUUGGUGAUAAUCGCUGCCCUGAUUGUAUUCCUUGUUAUCGAUACCGCCAACGAACGUUAUCGGCUCGUCUCUUUUCUUGGUUUAAUUGUUUUCCUGCUUCUCGGUUGGAUCUUUUCCAAACAUCCGUCCAAAGUUAAAUGGAGACAUGUGACCUGGGGCGUGGCGCUUCAAUUCAUUUUUGGUUUGAUUGUCUUACGAUGGGAUGUCGGCCGCCAGGUUAUUCAAUGUCUAGGCGAUAAAAUCACCGUUUUCCUGGAUUAUUCCAACGCCGGAUCAGGCUUUGUUUAUGGCUAUUUAGCAACCGACAUCAAUAUGGCGGGGAUCGCCCUAGGAACCAUCUUUGCUUUUCGAGUAAUUUUUCGAAGAAAACAGAAACAUGGUGUCAUUCAAGACAUUAAAUUUUCUUUACAGAUUCUUUCAGUCAUCUUCUUCUUCAGCUUCUUUGUCAGCAUCUUGUAUUACUAUGGCAUCAUGCAGUGGGUGGUCCAGAAAAUCGGAUGGCUGUUACAGAUCUCGAUAGGUACGACAGCUGCGGAAUCAAUGAAUGCAGCUGGAAAUAUAUUUUUAGGCCAGACGGAAGCUCCAUUGUUAAUCAGACCGCUUCUUCCUAAAAUGACGAAAUCUGAACUUCAUGCCGUCAUGACGGGCGGAUUCGCUACCAUAGCAGGUGGAGUUUUGGCUGCCUUCAUUAGUUUUGGUAUCAGCGCAUCCCAUUUGCUUUCGGCAUCCGUCAUGUCUGCACCGGCUGCGCUGGCGUAUUCUAAACUUUUCUACCCGGAAUCGGAGAAAUCGCAAACUAAAGCCGGUGAUUUAAAGAUCCCUAAAGGAACAGAGGCCAACGCCCUUGAUGCAGCAGCGCAGGGAGCUGCAAACGCCGUCUUCUUAGUACUUAAUAUCAUAGCCAAUCUAAUAGCAUUUUUAGCUUUUAUCGCCUUCCUUAAUGGAAUCAUAUCUUGGUUCGGUGGUCUCCUCGGUGCUCCAUACGUUACCUUUGAGUAUAUUAUGGGCAAGAUCUUCAUUCCAGUCGCUUGGUUAAUGGGCGUUCCAGCAGCCGAGUGUGAUCUCGUUGCAAAUCUUGUAGCGCUUAAAACGAUAGUCAACGAGUUUGCAGCAUACAGCAAGUUAUCAGAGUACAUCGCACAAGGCAUCAUUUCGAAAAGAGCCGAAACAAUUGCCACAUAUGCAUUGUGUGGCUUCUCCAAUCCGGGAUCGAUUGGAACACAGAUUGCCGCAUUGUCUACCAUGGCUCCCGACCGACAGUCUGAUUUGGCUCAAGUUGCUUUCCGAGCUUUCGUGGCCGGUAGCGCAGCUUGUUUCAUGACCGCAUGUAUUGCAGGUACUCUGAUAUCCUCCCCCUCAGACCUACCAACACCAACUGCCUUCACACCCUCAACUUUUUCUUUUACACCCAAUAUGACGGCCAUAUUAUGAAGACUAUUGGUUUGUUUCGCUUUGGACAACGAUCUAUUGACUAUAGAUUAUGGUUGCAUCUGAUUUUGACGAAGGUUUCUCAGUGUUAAUUGCUCCACUAACGAAGACCUUAUCGUCAUUCCUAAUUAGCGUUUUCAACUGAGCAAUCUGUGUAUGAUAUACGUACAUGCUUUAUUGAUACAAAAUUAUCCUUCUUGUG
Molecule: messenger RNA, 2525 nt
Organism: Daphnia magna
Lineage: Eukaryota; Metazoa; Arthropoda; Branchiopoda; Diplostraca; Daphniidae
Product: solute carrier family 28 member 3
Exons: 10
Coding region: 461-2326 (621 amino acids)
Biological process (GO): nucleoside transmembrane transport
Cellular component (GO): membrane
Molecular function (GO): nucleoside:sodium symporter activity
Source: RefSeq, a predicted model, not a curated record